Messenger RNA from Aspergillus bombycis, 585 nucleotides. Its product is annotated as GNAT family acetyltransferase. NCBI's taxonomy places the organism in Eukaryota, Fungi, Ascomycota, Eurotiomycetes, Eurotiales, Aspergillaceae. Bases 1 to 585 code for a protein of 194 amino acids. The transcript is spliced from 4 exons. The record is from RefSeq and is a predicted model, not a curated record.
AUGUCCACUCUAUCAGCAAUCUCCAUCCUCCCUGCAUCCCCAGAAGAUGCGCCUACACUAGCUCGCGUCCACGGCGAUGCAUUCCAAGACUCCCCACUCAACGACCUCAUGUUUGGUCCUCCGACAGAGGAGAACCUGAAGGGGUUCGAAGGCCACCUGGCGGAACUCAUCGCCAGCGAUAAGGCAGCAAGAUUCGCGAAAGCCGUCGACAACGACACGAAUAAGAUCGUAGGGUGGACCUGGUGGAAUUUCUUCCCAGAUCGUGAGUCGCGAUUGCAAGGCUCGGAAGCUUUCGCAAAGGAACAUGACGCCGCGCCUGAGUCUGCUCUCAGUCCUGAGGCGUAUAAAGAGUACUUCCAGGGGGUGGCCGCGAGACAGGAAAAAUGGAUUGCUGGGAGGCCUGUUGCUUUUCUAAGAGUCCUUGUCGUUCUCCCCGAGUACCAGAGGAAGGGGAUUGAAGCGGGCUAUGAUUUGUACAAGAAGCUAGGCUUCAAGGAUCUUAAUGAUAGCAUUGUUAUUAACUUGGCCAAGUACGGAGAGUCGGGUAUAACGACUACGGCGUUGAACCGUUUCGAAUCAAUUUAA